This is a messenger RNA of Malus domestica (apple), 1179 nucleotides long. Its product is annotated as peroxidase 10. Gene Ontology annotation, molecular function: heme binding; peroxidase activity. The record is from RefSeq and is a predicted model, not a curated record. NCBI's taxonomy places the organism in Eukaryota, Viridiplantae, Streptophyta, Magnoliopsida, Rosales, Rosaceae. Gene Ontology annotation, biological process: response to oxidative stress; hydrogen peroxide catabolic process.
GUACUCACUACUCGGUACCAUUUGAACUGUCACAAAGUAUUAGUGACAACUUAAUUAGAGAAUUUAUAUAUUCGUAUUCCAGAAAAUGGAUCACAAACUUUCCUUUCUUAAUACCUUGCUUUGCCUCUUGUUCCUAAGCCCUAAUCUUAUGUUCUGUCAGCUUGAUUUUAAAUUCUAUGAUUCAACUUGUCCCAACCUGACCAAGAUCGUUCAGUCUGGAGUUUGGUCAGCUAUUGCAAAUGAUACUAGAAUUGCGGCCUCACUUUUGAGGCUUCACUUCCAUGAUUGCUUUGUUAAUGGAUGUGAUGCAUCAUUGCUACUUGAUGAUACCAGCGGUUUUAAAGGGGAGAAAAAUGCUGCACCCAACAAAAAUUCAGCCAGAGGUUUUGAGGUGAUUGACACAAUCAAGUCAAAGGUGGAGGAAGCUUGCCCAUCCACUGUUUCUUGCACUGACAUAAUCACUCUUGUAUCAAGAGCAGCCGUUUAUUUUAGUGGAGGGCCAUAUUGGCCAGUACCCUUGGGUCGUAGAGAUGGCACAACAGCAAGUGAAGAUGCUGCUAAUAAACAAUUGCCAUCACCCUUUGAGCCCUUGGAAAACAUCACUGCAAAGUUCACAGCCAAAGGCCUUGACUUAAAGGAUGUAGUUGUGCUCUCAGGUGCACAUACAAUUGGGUUUGCUCAAUGCUUCACUUUCAAGACUAGACUCUUCAACUUUGAUGACUCUGGCAAACCUGACCCAACACUGGACACUUCACGUUUACAAAACCUGCAAAGCGUGUGCCCUAAUCAAGCCGACUCCGAUACCAAUCUGGUUCCCUUUGAUCCAGUCACUUCAGCCAAGUUUGACAACAUCUACUACAAAACCCUAGUCAACAAUUCUGGACUUCUCCAAUCAGACCAAGUGCUUAUGGGGGAUAAUAGAACUGCUUCCAUGGUUCUUAGCUACAGCAAGUUUCCAUUUCUAUUUAACAACGACUUUGGAGCAUCGAUGGUGAAGAUGGCCAAUCUUGGUGUACUCACAGGAAGCAAUGGAGAAAUCAGGAAGAAUUGUAGGGUGGUGAAUAAGAAGUAGGGUAUACUGCAUUAUUGAUGUUAGUGUGUUUGUAUUAAAUGUAUGAUGUUGAAAAUGUCAUAAACUUAUGUUUAGGAGUUUCUAGUGAGAAUCCUAUGGCUUAUGUA